Impatiens glandulifera is the source of this 1165-nucleotide messenger RNA. RefSeq names its product succinate dehydrogenase [ubiquinone] iron-sulfur subunit 2, mitochondrial-like. Gene Ontology annotation, biological process: aerobic respiration; tricarboxylic acid cycle; respiratory electron transport chain. Lineage: Eukaryota; Viridiplantae; Streptophyta; Magnoliopsida; Ericales; Balsaminaceae. The coding region runs from base 81 to 923 and encodes 280 amino acids. The transcript is spliced from 2 exons. Gene Ontology annotation, molecular function: 2 iron, 2 sulfur cluster binding; electron transfer activity. The record is from RefSeq and is a predicted model, not a curated record. Gene Ontology annotation, cellular component: mitochondrion.
GGGGCAUUUCUCUUUCUUUUUCCUUUUUCUCAUUUGUCUUUCUCCCUCUUCAUCAAUAUUCAAUCAAUUCAUCGUCAUCCAUGGCCGCCGCAGGUUUGGUUCGGAGAGCGAUUACUAGGGUUUCAUCCUCACCUGCAUCCAAGCUUCUCUGUGUCCGUGCUCAUGCCUCCGAAGCUCAGGCUCAACAGGUUGAACCUAAGGCCCGAUCCACUUCUAACCUCAAGACAUUCCAAAUCUAUCGAUGGAAUCCAGACAAUCCAGACAAGCCACAGCUAAAAGAUUACGAGAUUGAUCUUAAGGAAUGCGGUCCUAUGGUCCUUGAUGCUCUAAUCAAAAUCAAGAACGAGAUCGAUCCAACUCUCACCUUCCGUCGUUCCUGCCGUGAGGGGAUCUGCGGCUCCUGCGCUAUGAACAUCGACGGUUGUAACGGAUUGGCUUGCCUGACGAAGAUACCUUCCGGAUCAAAUUCAACAGUCACUCCUUUGCCUCAUAUGUUCGUCGUUAAGGAUCUGGUUGUGGACAUGACUAAUUUCUACAACCAGUACAAGAGUAUCGAACCCUGGCUCAAGAGGAAGAAUCCAUCUCCCACGCCUGGGAAAGAGAUUCCACAGACUAAGAAGGAUAGGGCUAAACUCGAUGAGAUGUAUGAAUGUAUAUUGUGCGCCUGCUGUAGCACAUCUUGUCCUAGCUAUUGGUGGAAUCCUGAGUCUUAUCUCGGUCCUGCCGCUCUUCUCCAUGCUAACAGAUGGAUUAUGGACAGCAGAGAUGAGUUCACCAAGGAACGUCUUGAUGCAAUUUGCGAUGAAUUCAAGCUGUAUCGAUGCCAUACAAUAUUGAAUUGUGCUCGAGCUUGCCCUAAAGGGUUGAAUCCAGGGAAGCAGAUUACAAACAUUAAGCAACUCCAGCUACAAAAGGGUAUCUAAAGGUUUACUUAUUCUUCUUCUUAUUUCAGUUCUCAUUUGAAGACAGAGUUUACCUUAUGAUGAGCUUGAAUGUAUUUCAUAAGAUUGUUGAUGAUAGUAAUAAUAAUUGUGAGCCGAGAACCUUAUUCCAUUGUUAAGAGUUUCGGACUUGAAAUCUUUCUGUAAGGAGCUAGUAAAUGCAUCAUGUAAUAAUAUAUGUGACUUUGCUUGAUUCCAAUACAAAGAAAUUUGUAUUACUUAUG